GCCGGCCCCGGCGCUGGCGCCGCCCGCCGCCGCCCGCCCGCUUCUCCCUAUUUUAGUCACGGCGGCGGCGAGGAGCGGCGUUUGGAGCCCGUCUCCGUCCCGUCUGGGCGGCCGGGAAACUUUUCCGGAGGGGCAGGAAAACGGCGUUUCUGGGUUCUCCUCGGGGGCAGCAGCUGCCCGCUCAGGCAAGGGCUGACUCGGGGAGUAUCUCUACUUCCACAAAACCGACCCGGGACCCGGGGAUUUCCGCCACUGACUGGGGGUUUCCCUUCAUAGGCUGCUGUUAUUCGAUUCUUCUCUCUCCCCAUCAACAAAUGAUCAGAUGAAGUUACAGAUGACAUGGCCAAAGUCAAAACAAUGCAUGAACUGAUGAGAAACAGCAUUGCCUUCUGAGAACGUUAGCUUCCUAGUUGCUGGAAAUCCUAAGUGUGACUUUACUACCAAAGGAGAACCUGAUGUUAUGUGAUCAUUGAGCAGAGUUUGCCAGAAUGGAAAAGCGAAGGACCCUGCUAGCUGCAUCUCAUAAAUAAAAAUUUCCAAGAUUCAGCUGAGCCAAAAAAUUAUUCCAGCCAUGGGAGAAAAUGCAAGUUUUUGGGAAAGUCUGAUAUACGCCCAUCCCACGUGUACCACCUGGAAGCAAGAGGCAGAGGGAUCUAUCUACCACCUAGCUAGUAUUCUCUUUGUUGUGGGCUUCAUGGGUGGAAGUGGAUUCUUUGGGCUUCUCUAUGUCUUCAGCUUGCUUGGAUUGGGCUUUCUCUGCUCAUCUGUUUGGGCUUGGCUGGAUGUCUGUGCUGCUGAUAUAUUCUCCUGGAAUUUUAUACUGUUUGCUAUAUGCUUCGUCCAGUUUAUUUACGUUACCUACCAAGUUCGGAGUGUUUCCUUUGACAGAGAAUUCCAGGAACUCUACAGCGCUCUCUUCCAGCCUCUUGGAAUUUCCUUGACUGUCUACAGAAAGAUUGUCUUGUGCUGUGAUGCAGAAGUGGUUACCCUGGAGAAGGAGCACUGUUAUGCCAUGCAGGGCAAAACACCGAUUGAUAAACUGUCCUUGCUUGUGUCGGGCAGGAUCAGAGUGACAGUUGAUGGGGAGUUUCUGCAUUACAUUUUUCCUCUUCAAUUUCUGGAUUCUCCUGAAUGGGAUUCACUGAGGCCCACAGAAGAGGGAAUUUUCCAGGUAACGCUCACAGCAGAGACGGAUUGUCGGUACGUGGCCUGGAGGAGAAAGAAGCUGUAUCUGCUGUUUGCUAAACACCGGUUCAUCUCCCGCCUGUUCUCAAUUUUAAUUGGGAGCGACAUCGCUGAAAAACUGUAUGCCUUGAAUGACAGAGUGCACGUGGGGAAAGGCUUUCGGUACGACAUUCGGUUACCGAACUUCUACCACGUUUCACUGCCAGAGACCCCCCUGGUGCAGCCCUCCCACCACCUACAGAGAGGGUCCCCCCGGCGGGAGCCCACGGGGGUUACAAACUGCCGCUCCUUCAGCACGCAGCCCUAGGAAGGGAAACUCUGCUGCAGCCGUUCCCCAAAGCCGUGAAGGGAAACGCAAAGUGGUGAAGCAGAAGAGCAAAAAGGUGAAGCAGGAUGAGACCCAGUCAAGCCAAAUUUGACUGACAAGUGCCAUUUACUUUCAUUGGAGUAGCUUGAAUUCUUCCUCUCUCUAGAGCCAGCGGGUUGGCUUCUGCAUUUUGACUGUGCAAUAUGUUCAGUUUCUGUUGAAUCUUUUGUUGACUUUUGUCUCCUUGCUUUUGAAGGAAAACAAAUCGUAACAGGCUGAAGUUUCAUUGUAUCUGUGGUGGCCUCUGUGUUGUAUUUUUUUAAAAAAAAACAGACUCGCGGUAUUUGUAAUUACACUUUCUCAAAAUUAUUUGCCAUAACGUAUAGUCAGUAUAGUCAAUGAAAACAAGUAAGUUGUCUUCAAAAUACAGCAACUUGCUUGUAACGUUGAUGUUUAUGCCUGUAACGUUGAUGUUUAUGCCAUGUGAACAUUGUCUCUAUUAACAUGAAGAAUAUUGCAGAACAAGACUAAGAGACCAAUUGAAUUGGUUUUGUUUUUUAAAGAGAUGAAAGAUUUUUGACACGAACAGCAAGAUUCUUAAAAAAACCAAAACCAAAACCAAAAAACAAACAAGCAACAAACAAACAAAAGAAAACAACAAAAUUCUGUCCCAUGAGCAAUUGGUUUCUUUCUGACUGUCCUAAAGAGGUAUUAUGUGAAAACAAACACAAAUGUAAUCACUGGCAUUAGAGAAGUAAAGCCAUUUUAAGUACUGCAAAUAUAGAGCUUAGGGAAAUAUUUGUAUAGUGUUUCUGAUAGAAUGUGAUGCUCUAGGACCUAGGCUUCUGCCGUGUCGGUGCCAUUCAUGACAUGUACAGUAAAUACUGUUAAUCAGUCAACUGCCAAACCAUUGGAGUUUGUUUUACGAUAUUCUUUUUAGCCGGGUUUGUCAGGAAGAAACUGAGAAACAACCGCAGCAAUAAAUACAAUUUUUAAC
This is a messenger RNA of Tyto alba (common barn owl), 2489 nucleotides long. It is a transcript of the gene POPDC3, whose product is annotated as popeye domain containing 3. Gene Ontology annotation, molecular function: cAMP binding. The coding region runs from base 572 to 1492 and encodes 306 amino acids. Gene Ontology annotation, cellular component: sarcolemma. Lineage: Eukaryota; Metazoa; Chordata; Aves; Strigiformes; Tytonidae. The record is from RefSeq and is a predicted model, not a curated record. The transcript has 5 exons.